Molecule: messenger RNA, 517 nt
Organism: Sinocyclocheilus grahami
Lineage: Eukaryota; Metazoa; Chordata; Actinopteri; Cypriniformes; Cyprinidae
Product: mitotic spindle-associated MMXD complex subunit MIP18-like
Exons: 3
Coding region: 128-502 (124 amino acids)
Cellular component (GO): cytosolic [4Fe-4S] assembly targeting complex
Source: RefSeq, a predicted model, not a curated record
UCCGUUAUUUAACUUGACUUCCGGCUAGCUUGUUUCCGACUUCUCAGAGUUGGCAACCUUAUCUAACAAUAGUGUAUUGAUCGUAUUGUGUUAGUUGUAUAAUAAUUGUGUCGUUGAAGAGGUAAUAAUGUCAGGGGGAACGCGCCUAGAAAACGCCAAUCCUCUGAUAUUUCAGCGAUCGGGGGAAAGACUCCUCACUGCCGCUGAUGAAGAUGAGGAUGUAGCGGAUCCCAUCGAUGACAGAGAGAUCUUCGAUCUGAUCAGAUCGAUCAAUGACCCUGAGCACCCACUGUCCCUCGAAGAGCUGAAUGUCGUGGAACAAAUGCGCGUCAAUGUGAAUGAUCAGGAGAGCAUGGUGUCUGUGGAGUUCACACCGACCAUCCCACACUGCAGUAUGGCCACACUCAUUGGCCUGUCCAUCAAAGUCAAGCUUCUGCGCUCCCUUCCUGACAGAUUUAAGGUAAGUUUAGUGAGCAGCCAAACACAGUUAAGCUUACAUUAGGCUGACUGUAAAGCU